Racocetra fulgida is the source of this 400-nucleotide messenger RNA. Lineage: Eukaryota; Fungi; Glomeromycota; Glomeromycetes; Diversisporales; Gigasporaceae. The record is from the annotation of a GenBank genome assembly.
CGAAAAAGAAUAUACCCCAAAUAGAAAACUCUCAAUUUCCUCUGCAUCGUCUUCACGCAGCAGUGGUUCUACGUCACACAAAAAAUUAAAAAGUAAUAAUGGAACAUCACAUAUACCAUCUCCAGAACCAUAUAUUUUGGAGAACGGUACAAAUUCAACGACAGAAGCGGAACAUGACAACAAUAACCAUAGUCCGCAUGGUGUUCAAGCCGAAUCUGAUGUUAGUACAGUUAAUGCCUUCUAUCAAACACCUCCACAACUGAUGGCUCGUAAUGGAAAUGAAAAGAUUGAACCAAUGGUCAAUCCGACUACCAAGAAAAAUGACAUAAGUGUUCCUGCAAGUUCCUUAUCGACACCCGCCACUUGUGGACCAGCCAUCAUCGCUAAGGAUCCAAUGUAA